Molecule: messenger RNA, 6239 nt
Organism: Dromaius novaehollandiae (emu)
Lineage: Eukaryota; Metazoa; Chordata; Aves; Casuariiformes; Dromaiidae
Gene: PCNX3
Product: pecanex 3
Exons: 34
Coding region: 91-5925 (1944 amino acids)
Cellular component (GO): membrane
Source: RefSeq, a predicted model, not a curated record
AGCGCGGCGGGGGCCGCCGGCGGCCCGGCCCGUGGCCCGAGCGCGGCCCGGGCCCAUGGGCGGCGGCGCGGCGGCGGCGGCGGCGCGGCCAUGGGCUCGCAGGCGCUGCAGAUCCUGCGGCAGGGCGUGUGGGCCUCGCUGACGGGCGGCUGGUUCCUGGACCCGCACCAGAGCGCCUUCGCCAACUGCUUCCACCUCUACGCCUGGCUCUUCCUGCUCGCCUGCCCGCUCCUGCUCUACACGGUGCUGCCCCCCAGCAUGGCGGUGGCCGGCGCCUACUGCGCCGUGGUGGCCGCCUUCUUCGCCGCCGUGAAGACGGUCAACUACCGGCUGCACGCCAUGUUCGACCAGGGCGAGCUGGCCGAGCCCAGCGCCGCCUCCCUGCUGCCCCCCACCCGCGGCGACGACGGCGACGGCCCGGCCCCGCCGGGGGGGGCGGUGGAGAUGACGGUCUUCCGGCGGCCCGGCUCGACGCCGCCCGUGCGCUGCAGCUCCCAGCACUCCGUGUUCGGCUUCAACCAGGUCACGGAGCUGCUGCCCCACCUGGAAGACGCCGGAGCCACGAGAGACAUCCGGGAGCUGGUGCGGGAGCAGGGCAGCAACAACGUCAUCGUCACCGCGGCCGACCGGGAGCGCCUGCGGCAGAGCCCCCCCGAGGGCGGCGACGGGGCCGCGGGCGGCACGGAGGCGGCGGCCCCCCCCAGCCCCCCCGGGCUGAGCCGCAGCGUCCUCAGCCUGGCGCUGCCGGGCGCCGGGGGCCACCCCGAGGCCCCCCCGGGCCGGGGGGGGCCGGCGCCCCCCCCCAGGGGGGGCUCCUCCGACAGCUGCUUCAGCGGCGGCACCGACAAGGAGACGCCGAGCACCCGCAGCAGCUACCGCAGCGAGCGCACGGCCUCCACCCGCCUCGACAGCCCCCCGCCGGGCCCCGGCGCCGCCCCGGGGGGGGGCAGCGACACCGACCCCCCCUCGGAGGCCGAGGCGGCCCCCCCCCGCGCCGUGCGGCCCAAGGAGCCGCCGCCGCCGCCGCGCGCCUCCGACGAGGACGACUCGAGCGACGGCAGCGAGCUGAGCCCGGCCUCCAGCCUGCGCCGCUCCAGCUCCGACUCCUCCUCCAGCGCCUCCGGCUACUCGCCGCGGGCCGGGGCCCGGCGCCAGCGGCCCCCCCGCGCCGAGGGGCCCCCCCGGCCCCGCUACGCCCGCCGGGCCCCCGGCGCCGCCAAGGCCCGCGCCCGGGUGCUCAGCGGGGACGGCGCCGCCCGGCCCGGCCCCCCCCUCGCCAAGGCCGACCUGGAGGCCCGCGGCGAGGGGGGGGCCCCCGGCGCCGCCCCCCCGCUGCCGCCCCCCGAGGCCGCCGGCAACCGGCCGGGCUGGCGCGGGGAGCCGCCGGGCGAGGGGGGGGCCGGCGCGGCAGCGGCCCCGGGGCCGGCAGCGGGCGCCCGACGGGCCGGGGCGAAGCCGGGCCAGGCCACGCGGCGCCGGCACCACGCGGGCUCCAACCCCACGCCGCCCUCCUCGGCCAUGGGCUCGCCGCCCAGCCUGCAGGACCUGCCGCGGGGCCGGGCGGCCCCCCCGGGGCGGGCGCUGACGCUGCCGGCGGCCCUGCAGCUCGCCGGCUCGCUGCUGCUGCCCCGCGGCCCCGUGCACGAGGCCUGCGGCUUCGACGACACCUCCGAGGGCGCCGUGCACUACUUCUACGACGAGAGCGGCGUCCGGCGCUCCUACACCUUCGGGCUAGCCGGCGGCGGCUACGAGAACCCCGUGGGGCAGCAAGGCGGGGAGCCCGGCGGCACCGGCUGGGACCGGCACUCGCACUCCUCCAGCUUCACGUCGGCGGAGGCGGCCGAGGGGCCGCCGGGGCUGGGGCUGCUGCCGCCGCGGCCCGUGGUGCUGCAGGGCAUGCAGGUGCGCCGCGUGCCGCUGGAGCUGCCCGAGUUCGACCUGCUGGACCAGGAGUCGGUGCCCGAGUCGCAGGAGAACGCGCUGAUGGCGGAGGGCAAGGCCAAGCCCCGGCGCUGCUACAAGUACUGGGUGCUGCCGGGGCGCUGGGUGCGCGUCCGCUACGACCGCCUGGCCCUGCUGGCCCUGCUCGACCGGAACCGGCAGGUGACGGAGAACGUCUUCGCGGUGGCCUUGGUGGCCCUGGUGGCCUUCCUGGGCUACCUGCUGCUGCUGCAGGGCUUCUUCCGCGACAUCUGGGUCUUCCAGUUCUGCCUCGUCAUCGCCAGCUGCCAGUACUCGCUGCUCAAGAGCGUGCAGCCGGACGCCGCCUCGCCCAUGCACGGCCACAACCGGCUCAUCGCCUACAGCCGCCCCGUGUACUUCUGCGUGGCCUGCGCCCUCAUCUGGGGGCUGGACGCCUGCGCCCGCGCCCCCCCCGCGCCCCCCACCCCCUUCUACGGCCUCACCCUCUUCUCCGCCGACUUCUUCCGCGGCGCCCGCGACGCCGCCACCGUCUUCACGCUCUGCUUCCCCCUGGUUUUCCUGCUGGGGCUGCUCCCGCAAGUCAACACCUGCCUCAUGUACCUGCUGGAACAGGUCGACAUGCACCUCUUCGGCGGCACAGCCGCCACCAGCCCCCUGACGGCGCUGUACGGCUUCGCCCGCAGCCUGCUCGUGGCUGCCGCCCUCUACGGCUUCUGCCUGGGCGCCAUCAAGGCGCCCUGGGGGGACCAGCACGUCCCCGUGCUCUUCUCCGUCUUCUGCGGCCUCCUCGUCGCCUCCUCGUAUCACCUGAGCCGCCAGAGCAGCGACCCCACCGUGCUCUGGUCCCUCAUCCGCGCCAAGUUCUUCCCCGAGUUUGAGAGCCGGAGCCCCGAGACGCCGCCGGCGGAGAUCCCCGACCCGCUGCCCGAGAAGCUCCGCGGCUCCCUGCGGGACGUGCUGCACUCGGACCUGGUGAUGUGCUCGGUGGCGGCGGUGCUGACCUUCGCCGUCAGCGCCAGCACCGUCUUCAUCGCUCUCAAGUCCGUGCUGGGCUACGUGCUCUGCGGCCUGGCCGCGCUGCUGGGCUUCGUCACGCACUACCUGCUGCCGCAGCUCCGCAAGCAGCUGCCCUGGGGCUGCCUGGCGGGGCCCGUGCUCAAGCCGCGCGAGUACAGCCAGUUCGAAGUGCGCGACGCGGCGCAGCUGAUGUGGUUCGAGAAGGCCUACGCCUGGCUGCAGUGCCUGGAGAAGUACGCCGUGCACCCGGCCGUGGUGCUCUACGCCCUCACCGUGGACGCCCACGCCGUCAGCGCCCGCCCCGAGCACUUCUGCCUCUACGCCCGGGCGCUGCUGCUGACGGCGGCGGGGCUGCGGCUGCUGCGCGGGGGCUUCUGCUGCCCCCCCCAGCAGUGGCUGGCGCUGGCCUUCACCGCGCUGCUCUUCCGCUGCGACUUCCCCCGCCACUCCCAGGGCUUCCUGCUCGACUACUUCCUCGUCUCCAUCCUCGCCAGCAAGCUGUGGGACCUGCUGUACAAGCUGCGCUUCGUCCUCACCUACAUCGCGCCCUGGCAGAUCACCUGGGGCUCGGCCUUCCACGCCUUCGCCCAGCCCUUCGCCGUGCCCCACUCGGCGAUGCUGCUGCUGCAGGCCGGGCUCUCGGCGCUGCUCUCCACCCCGCUGACCCCGCUGCUGGGCAGCGCCGUCUUCCUCAUGUCCUACGCCCGCCCCGUCAAGUUCUGGGAGCGCGACUACAACACCAAGAGGGUCGAUCACUCCAACACCCGCCUGGCCACCCAGCUCGACCGCAACCCCGGCGCGGACGACAACAACCUCAACUCCAUCUUCUACGAGCACCUGACGCGCUCGCUGCAGCACUCGCUCUGCGGCGACCUGCAGCUGGGCCGCUGGGGCCCCUUCGGCGCCGGCGACUGCUUCGUCCUCGCCUCCGACUACCUCAACGCCCUCGUGCACCUCGUGGAGAUCGGCAACGGCCUCGUCACCUUCCAGCUCCGCGGCCUCGAGUUCAGGGGCACCUACUGCCAGCAGCGGGAGGUGGAGGCCAUCACGGAGGGGGUGGACGAGGACGAGGGCUGCUGCUGCUGCGAGCCGGGGCACCUGCCCCACGUGCUCUCCUUCAACGCGGCCUUCGGGCAGCGCUGGCUCGCCUGGGAGGUGGCGGCCACCAAGUACGUGCUGGAGGGCUACAGCAUCAGCGACAACAACGCCGCCUCCAUGCUGCAGGUCUUCGACCUCCGCAAGAUCCUCAUCACCUACUACGUCAAGAGCAUCAUCUACUACGUGACGCGGUCGCCGAAGCUGGAGGAGUGGCUGGCGCACGAGGGGGUGCGCGAGGGGCUGCGGCCCUGCACGGCGCCCGGCUACGCCGACACCGACCCCACCUUCAACCUCAACGUGGACGAGGACUUCGACGCCCGCCUGGGCGGCCUCAGCCUCCCGGCCUUCCGGCAGGCCUACCUGGGCUGGAUCCAGCACUGCGCCGGGCGCCGCGCCCAGCCCGUGGACAAGGACUGGGACUCGCCGCUCGUCACCCUCUGCUUCGGGCUCUGCGCGCUCGGCCGCCGGGCGCUGGGCACCGCCUCGCACAGCAUGUCGGCCAGCCUGGAGCCCUUCCUCUACGGGCUGCACGCCCUCUUCAAGGGCGACUUCCGCAUCACGUCGCCCCGCGACGAGUGGGUCUUCGCCGACAUGGACCUGCUGCACCGCGUGGUGGCCCCCGGCGUGCGCAUGGCCCUCAAGCUGCACCAGGACCACUUCACGGCGCCCGAGGAGCACGAGGAGGCGGCGGCGCUGUACGAGGCGGUGGCGGCGCACGAGGCGCGGCUGGUGAUCUCGCACGAGGGCGACCCCGCGUGGCGCGGCGCGGUGCUGGCCAACGCCCCCGCGCUGCUGGCGCUGCGCCACGUGCUCGACGAGGCCAGCGACGAGUACAAGGUGGUGAUGCUCAACCGCCGCUACCUCGCCUUCCGCGUCAUCAAGGUGAACCGGGAGUGCGUGCGGGGGCUGUGGGCCGGGCAGCAGCAGGAGCUCGUCUUCCUGCGCAACCGCAACCCGGAGCGGGGCAGCAUCCAGAACGCCAAGCAGGCGCUGCGCAACAUCAUCAACUCCUCGUGCGACCAGCCGCUGGGCUACCCCAUCUACGUGUCGCCCCUCACCACCUCCUUCGCCGGCUCCCACCCCCAGCUGCGCGCCCUCUGGGGCGGCCCGCUCAGCGCCCGCGCCAUCGCCGCCUGGCUCGCCGCCACCUGGGCCCGGCUGCAGAAGGGCUGCGGCGCCGGCUGCAACAGCGGCGGCAACAUCGAGGACUCGGACUGCGGGGGGGGCGGGGGGGGCCCGGCCCCCCCGGGGGCUGCAAACCCCCCCGAGGCCCCCGCCCCCGCCCCGCCCCACGCAGGUCCCCCCGGACGCCGGCGCCCGCCCGGCCCCGGAGCCCCCCCGCGACAAGGAGAGCCCCGCGGCGCAGCCCCUGCUGGAGCACCAGUACUGACCGCCCCACGGCCGCCCCACGGACCCACGGCCGCCCCAUGGACACCCCACGGACCCACGGACACCCCACGGCCGCCCCACGGACCCCCACGGCCGCCCCAUGGACCCUCAUGGACCCCCAUGGACGUCCCACGGACCCACGGCCACCCCACGGACCCCCCACGGACCCCCCAUGGACCCACGGACCCCCACGGCUGCCCCACAGACCCCCACAGCCACCCCAUGGACCCACGGCUGCCCCACGGACACCCCAUGGACCCACGGACCCCUCAAGGACGCCCCACGGACCCACGGCCGCCCCACGGACCCCCCAAGGACGCCCCACAGAGCCACAGCCGCCCCAUGGAUGCCCCAUGGACGCCCCACGGCCACCCCACGGACCCAUGGAUGCCCCACGGCUGCCCCACGGACCCACGGCCGCCCCAUGGACGCCCCACGGCCCCGCUACCCUGGGCUGGUCCCAACCCCCCCCCCCAACCCCCCCACGGACAGCAAUAAGGGCCUAGGGCGCCCCGGCCCCACAGACACCCCACAGCCGCUGUGGCCCCACGGCAGCCCCACGGACACCCCACGGCGGCCGCGGCCCCACGGACACCCCACAGCGCCGGCGGCCCCUCAGAGCCCCCGCGGGGACCUCGGCCCCCCGGCGAUGCCCCCGGGGCCCCCGGAGCCCCCCAGCCCCUGGCCUGGCCCCACGGCGGCCCCCCGGAGCCCCCCGCCGCCCCCGGGGGCUCGGACUCUUUUGGAGGGUUUUUUGCUGAUUCUCGAGGGUUUUUUUUGGGUUGAUACAAAAAUUAAAAAAAUACAAAAAA